AUGAGGUUUGUCCAGGACAAAGGAUGCAUCCUGCCGCUGCUGCUGCUGCUCGCCACGCUGCUGUUCGCGUCUCCCUCGUGGGCCGCCUACAAGCUGCAGGAGCGCUACAGCUGGAACCAACUGGACUUUGCCUUCCCAAACGCCCGGCUCAAGGAGCAGGCCCUGGCCAGCGGUGACUACAUACCACAGAAUGGCUUGCCCGUCGGCGUCGAGCACUUUGGGAACCGCCUCUUUGUCACCGUUCCCCGCUGGCGAGAUGGCAUCCCGGCCACUCUCACCUACAUCAACAUGGACCACAGUCUGACAGGAUCGCCGGAAUUGAUUCCGUAUCCGGAUUGGCGGGCAAACACAGCCGGUGACUGCGCCAACAGCAUCACCACAGCGUAUCGCAUCAAGGUUGACGAGUGUGGCCGCCUUUGGGUGCUGGACACCGGCACCGUGGGCAUUGGCAACACCACCAGGAACCCCUGCCCGUAUGCGGUGAAUGUCUUCGACUUGACCACGGACACUCGCAUCCGGCGCUACGAACUGCCGGCAGUGGACACCAAUCCGAACACUUUCAUAGCCAAUAUUGCAGUGGACAUUGGCAAGAAUUGUGAUGAUGCAUAUGCCUAUUUUGCGGACGAGCUGGGUUACGGCCUGAUCGCUUACUCCUGGGAGCUGAACAAGUCCUGGCGCUUCUCGGCGCACUCGUACUUCUUUCCAGAUCCCCUAAGGGGCGACUUCAAUAUCGCCGGCAUUAACUUCCAGUGGGGAGAGGAGGGCAUCUUUGGCAUGUCCCUAUCGCCUAUUCGCUCGGAUGGGUUCAGAACGUUGUACUUCAGCCCCCUGGCCAGUCACCGCCAGUUUGCCGUCUCCACGAGGAUCCUUAGGGACGAGACCCGCACCGAGGACAGCUACCAUGACUUUGUGGCCCUGGAUGAGCGUGGUCCGAAUGCCCACACUACGUCCCGGGUGAUGAGCGACGACGGCGUGGAGCUGUUCAACUUGAUUGACCAGAAUGCCGUCGGAUGCUGGCACUCCUCGAUGCCGUACUCGCCGCAGUUCCACGGUAUCGUGGACCGGGACGAUGUGGGUCUGGUCUUUCCCGCCGACGUUAAGAUCGACGAGAACAAGAACGUUUGGGUCCUCUCGGAUCGUAUGCCCGUGUUCUUGCUCUCCGACCUGGACUAUGCGGACACGAACUUCCGCAUCUAUACUGCCCCGCUGGCGACUCUGGUCGAAAACACCGUCUGCGAUCUGAGGAACAACGCCUACGGACCCCCAAAUACGGUGUCCAUACCAAAGCAGCCUGUACUACCGAUUGGUCCUCCCUUGUACACCAAACAGUAUCGUCCUGCGCUGCCGCUGAAACCGCAGACGAGCUGGGGACCAUCGGCGUCGCCGCAGCCGCUGCCUCCAAGCCGCACCUACUUGCCGGCCAAUCCGGGCCCCGUCUCCACUGUCAGCGUCACGAAUACCGUGGGCCCAGCCGGCGUGGAGGUGCCCAAAGCCUACAUCUUCAACCAGCACAAUGGCAUCAACUACGAGAGCAGUGGCCCCCAUCUCUUUCCUACCCACCAGCCCAUGUCGCCUGUCCAGGACGGCGGCCUGAAGACUUAUGUCAAUGCCCGCCAGUCGGGCUGGUGGCACCACCAGCAUCAGGGUUAGGUGUGCGGAGCGCGGACAGAAACUGGGUACGGGGUACAGCACACUUUACUCACUCGCUUCUUCUAGGAUAUUUAAAGACCAGAAAGAGAGAAAAGGGAAGGAGAAAGGAGAACCACGAGGUGAACCAUCAACAGCACCAGGAAUCAACGUAUAUAUUUAAUAGUUACACAACUGAGAAUUUCACAUAGUUUUUCGUUAUUUAAGCAAGAAA
Messenger RNA from Drosophila kikkawai, 1861 nucleotides. It is a transcript of the gene y, whose product is annotated as L-dopachrome tautomerase yellow. The record is from RefSeq and is a predicted model, not a curated record. Gene Ontology annotation, cellular component: extracellular region. NCBI's taxonomy places the organism in Eukaryota, Metazoa, Arthropoda, Insecta, Diptera, Drosophilidae.